Cyphellophora attinorum is the source of this 456-nucleotide messenger RNA. RefSeq lists its product as uncharacterized. The coding region runs from base 1 to 456 and encodes 151 amino acids. NCBI's taxonomy places the organism in Eukaryota, Fungi, Ascomycota, Eurotiomycetes, Chaetothyriales, Cyphellophoraceae. The record is from RefSeq and is a predicted model, not a curated record. The transcript has a single exon.
AUGAAGUGGUAUCAAAAGGUGUCAGCCGCAGGCGCGAUGGGAAUUGCCUCGGCCUCGUUGCUGAUCGGUAUAGGCGACAACGUUGACAAAAGCCCACAUUUGGGAGUCACGAGACCGGGAGCAACGUCGACAACCGACAGGAAAGCGCAGCUGAAGAAGGUGGUGGAUCAGUACCUUGCGUCCACGAUCGCACUUACCGGAGGUAUCUCCUUCCUCAUAGCGGCACGACUAUACAAACGGGUGAAGCCCUUUCGACUCUACGCAACGGCAUCGGCAUUCAUGCUUGCGAUCAUUCCGUGCAACUACUUGCUUCUGCACCGCACACCAAGGACUGAAAGUCAAAAGUCCAACAUGCUUGAAAGAGUCUCGAAUAGGAAGUGGGAGCUGGCGAUAUUUCGGACGCUAUUGGGGACGGUGGCAGCAGCAUUCGGCAUCUACGCCAAAGCUACAGCAUGA